This is a messenger RNA of Ascochyta rabiei, 1182 nucleotides long. RefSeq names its product Subunit of heteropentameric Replication factor C (RF-C). The transcript has 2 exons. Gene Ontology annotation, molecular function: ATP binding; DNA clamp loader activity; ATP hydrolysis activity. The record is from RefSeq and is a predicted model, not a curated record. Gene Ontology annotation, cellular component: Ctf18 RFC-like complex; nucleus; Rad17 RFC-like complex. NCBI's taxonomy places the organism in Eukaryota, Fungi, Ascomycota, Dothideomycetes, Pleosporales, Didymellaceae. The coding region runs from base 1 to 1182 and encodes 393 amino acids. Gene Ontology annotation, biological process: DNA repair; DNA-templated DNA replication.
AUGUCGGAUAUCGAGGAUGAGAUGGACGUCGACGCACCUGUUGCAGACACCUCCAUCAGCUUUGGGGGAGACACAAAGAAGGGCAAGAGAAGUGCGGCCAAUCUGCCUGUCGAGGCCGAAGACUCGCUACCAUGGGUGGAGAAGUACCGACCGAAUUCCCUCGCCGAUGUCGAAGGGCACCAAGACAUCAUAGCUACCAUCAACAAGUUCGUCGACUCGAACCGACUUCCACAUCUGCUCCUCUACGGGCCACCAGGCACCGGCAAGACAUCAACUGUCCUCGCCCUCGCACGACGCAUAUAUGGCAAUAAGAACAUGAGGCAGAUGGUCCUGGAGCUGAAUGCAUCAGACGACAGAGGCAUCGACGUGGUACGAGAGCAGAUCAAGACCUUUAGCAGCACAAAACAGAUCUUCUCGGCCGCACCAAAGCCAGGGGAUGCAUCGCUUGCCACCUUCAAACUCAUCAUCUUGGACGAGGCGGACGCCAUGACUUCGACAGCGCAGAUGGCCCUGCGACGGAUCAUGGAGAAGUACACAGCCAACACACGCUUCUGCAUCAUCGCAAACUACACACAUAAGCUGUCCCCGGCGCUCCUCUCUCGAUGCACCCGUUUCCGCUUCUCGCCACUGAAGGAGCGAGACAUCAGGAAUCUGGUGGACAAGGUUGUCGAAGACGAGAAGGUCAACAUCACGCAAGACGCUACAGAGUCGCUGGUGACGCUCAGCAAGGGAGACAUGAGACGAGCGCUCAACGUGUUACAAGCCUGCCAUGCAUCUAGCACGCCUUUGCAACCACCUGGGCAGCCUGCAGCAGACCCCAGCACCAUCGUACGAGACCAGAUUACGCAGACGACCAUUUACGAUUGCAUUGCAGCACCGCACCCUUCAGACGUUAAAUUCAUACUGGACACACUGCUUUCGACAAACGACAUGACCCAGUGUCUGCGCACAGUCAACAACCUGAAGACCAUGAAGGGGCUGGCUUUGGCGGACAUUCUCACUACAGUGAGUGAGGAGCUGGUCAAGAAUGACGUCCCUCCUCAAGUCAUGGUGACUUGGAUGUCGGGUCUGGCAGACAUCGAGUACAGACUCAGCGGAGGAGGCAGCGAAGCCAUACAGACAGGAGCCGCCAUCGGUGUGGUCCGGACCGGCGUGGAGCUAAUGGAGAAUGGCAAAAAGUGA